GCUGGGAGAUGCUGAGGUGGAGGCUCAGUUGGAAGCUCUUGGCUCUCCCUUGCGUCACGCAGAUGUGCAGCUGAGAUCUGAUCGGCGUGUAGUCUUGGAGGCAGUGAAACAGGAUGGCUCAGCCCUUUUUUUCGUGGAUGAUGCCUUGAAAGAUGAGCGAGCUCUGGUGCAGCAGGCGAUGCAACGGCCGGGUGUGUGA
Cladocopium goreaui is the source of this 199-nucleotide messenger RNA. NCBI's taxonomy places the organism in Eukaryota, Dinophyceae, Suessiales, Symbiodiniaceae. The record is from the annotation of a GenBank genome assembly.